Molecule: messenger RNA, 14218 nt
Organism: Nilaparvata lugens (brown planthopper)
Lineage: Eukaryota; Metazoa; Arthropoda; Insecta; Hemiptera; Delphacidae
Product: cAMP-specific 3',5'-cyclic phosphodiesterase
Biological process (GO): signal transduction
Cellular component (GO): perinuclear region of cytoplasm; nucleus; cytosol
Molecular function (GO): 3',5'-cyclic-AMP phosphodiesterase activity
Source: RefSeq, a predicted model, not a curated record
AAUACUGAACUUAAUUUUUAUCAAAUAAGUGACAAUUGAUCAGUAACAACGUAUGAGAAGCAAGAGAACAAUUCUAAUUGAAUGCAGAAGUGAUUGAGUGAAUAUCGAUUGAUUGGACAAUUGGAUAAUUGCAUAAUGAGCAAUUCAAGAGAGCCCUUGGUUACCGAGCCGGAGGAUGAAAUCAUGGAGGGCAGGAGUGAAUGGAGCUCAACCAGUAUCGACGAGGAAUCAGUGGCGUCAGUCAUUGAAGUGAUUGAUGAGCGACUGAAAGAGUUUGGAAAGUCUUCUUCAACAACGGUCAGCCGUCAAUCAUCGCUAGGUUCCCUGUCAGAGGAGAGAAUAACAGUGAGAGCGUCAACGUCUUCAUCCACAGAUCAUCGCAAAACCUAUCAGGAAAGCAGAACCAGUGAUCGAGCUAAAUCGUUGACACAGAGUAUGACUGAUGACAGACAGUUUAAACAGUUGGAGUGUGUCAAGGAGGAGAAACAGAAUCAAGAAGUUGGGGUUGUAGUAUCUACAAAGUCCCAGGUUGUACAUCAAGAGGAAACAACAUCCACAGUAUCCACAUCUUCUGCUUCGUUUCUGAUGAAGAAACCCCCACCAGAUGAAGGAAAUCAUCAUCCAAUUUUCGGGGCAUCAAGGCAGAACAGGAUCAUGUCCCUACCUCAAAGGAUUGGUCCUAGAAGGAUAAUUUCCGAGGAAAAUAGAUCACUAUCUGUACAGGAAUCCUCUACAACUUCCCAGCUCUCACGCAGCCAGGAAUCUUCAGAUAGUAGUAAGAACAACACGUAUAGCACGACGUCUAUUGAAGGGUCGUUGACCUCUAGUUCCUCCUCAUCUUCAGCGAAUAUCUAUUCGAGGAGUACGGAUCUGUUGGGGGUGCGACGUGAGGGGCCACUCUCUAGGAGUCAUGAGAUAAUUGGGGAGAGGUCUUCAAGUUUGAAUGUGAGUCAUGAGAUCCUGGGGGAACGGUCGUUGUCCUUCCAGGAGAGCAUGGUUGAUCAGGGGAAUAAUUUACUGGAGGUUCAAGGUUGUGGCGGUGGGGAGGGGUUGAGUAGAUCUCAUGAUAAUGUGAGGUCAAACGCCGGGCAACAACUGAGGUUAGGAUGGAUCGCGUCUUCGCAAACCGGCAACAAUGCCAGUUCAUCAACAAAACAGGAACCGGCGAAAUCUCUGGAGAGUUUCGAGCGUGAACUGAGGUUGCUGGGACCCCGCUACCGGCCGGCUACCAAGGCACCAACACACCUGGCGUUGUUUCCGCAAGGUUUGCCGGGGAUCGGCGGGGAUCGAAGGUUGACGAUUCUGUCGCCACACAGCCCGACUAAGCCGUUCCCUGGGCUGCCGGUGACUCCGUCUGCGGCCACCCUGGAUCGCUGGCACUUCUCCACGCAGACGCUGCGCACAAGGCGGAAGGUAGCCACUGUGUUGCCCCGGAUCAUUCUGCCCGAACCGGAGGAUGGGCUUGGCAGUUUCGAUGUGGAGAACGGAGCAAGCCCGGGCCGGUCGCCCCUGGAUGGAGGCGGGGGGGCGUCCCCCUCGGCGGGGCUCGUCCUCCAGAACCUGCCACAGCGCAGGGAGUCCUUCCUCUACCGCUCCGAUUCAGACUUCGAGAUGUCCCCCAAGUCCAUGUCCCGCAAUUCGUCGAUCGCCAGCGAAAGGCUAAAGGAGGCAGAAGCACCAAUAAUAGAGAGGCCCUUAUUGGAAAGACAAACAAGUCAUGGAGAGGACCUCAUUGUUACUCCGUUUGCUCAGAUCUUGGCCAGUCUUAGAAGCGUCAGAAACAAUUUUCUCAGUCUCACCAAUGUGCCAACGCCUAAAUCAAGAAGAUCUUCCGGUGCUGCGGGGAGCGGUACUCCGCAACCUAGGAACUUGACACCUGGAGACGAAGCUUACAUGAAACUGUCAAUUGAAACAAUGGAGGAGCUAGACUGGUGCUUGGAUCAACUGGAAACCAUCCAGACACAUCGGUCCGUCUCUGACAUGGCGUCGCUCAAGUUCAAACGUAUGCUGAACAAGGAGCUGAGCCACUUUUCUGAGUCUAGCAAAUCGGGCAACCAGAUUUCUGAAUACAUCUGUUCAACCUUCCUCGAUAAACAGCAAGAACUCGACCUGCCCAGUUUGCGAACGGAUGAAGGUCUUCCUGAAGGUCUGCCCGGCCGGACCGGCGCCGUCAAGAAGAAAGAGAGGGUGGGCAGGCCUACUCCCAUGUACAUAUCGGGGGUCAAGCGGCCUCUCACCCACACCAACAGCUUCACCGGAGAAAAACUGCCCAAGUACGGAGUCGAAACUCUACAUGAGGAUGAACUUGGCAAGUUGAUAACGGAAAUCGACCGGUGGGGCAUCGACAUAUUCAGGAUAGCAGAGCUAACCAGCAAUCGCCCUCUAACAUGUGUAGCGUAUAUAGCUUUCCAGAAUCGUGAACUGCUGAAAGCGUUUAUGAUUCCGGCGAAGACGUUCAUCUCGUUCAUGAUGACUCUGGAGGAUCAUUACGUCAAAGACAAUCCGUUCCACAACAGCACGCAUGCGGCUGACGUCACUCAGUCCACCAACGUCUUACUCAACUCUCCGGCCCUCGAAUCUGUGUUCACUCCAUUGGAAAUCACGGCAGCCUUGUUUGCAGCCACAGUCCACGAUGUAGAUCAUCCUGGCCUCACCAACCAGUACCUUAUCAACUCAAGUUCAGAAUUAGCGCUUAUGUACAAUGACGAGUCAGUAUUGGAGAAUCACCAUCUAGCAGUUGCUUUCAAAUUAUUACAAAAUGAAGGCUGCGAUAUAUUCCUAAAUAUGACUAAGAAACAGAGACAAACGCUUAGGAAGAUGGUCAUCGAUAUGGUAUUAUCGACAGACAUGUCAAAACACAUGAGUCUUUUAGCGGAUUUGAAGACUAUGGUAGAAACGAAAAAAGUAGCGGGAUCCGGAGUUUUAUUAUUAGACAACUACACUGAUAGGAUACAGGUGCUGGAAAACCUGGUGCAUUGUGCCGACCUGAGCAACCCGACAAAGCCACUGCCUCUCUACCGCCGCUGGGUCGCUCUGCUCAUGGAGGAGUUCUUCCAGCAGGGAGACAAGGAGAGAGAGGGCAAUCUGGAGAUAUCGCCCAUGUGCGACCGGCACACGGCUACCAUCGAAAAGUCACAGGUCGGGUUCAUAGACUACAUCGUGCACCCUCUGUGGGAGACGUGGGCGGAUCUGGUGCAUCCGGACGCGCAGGAUAUCCUCGACACCCUGGAGGAGAACAGGGAUUGGUACCAAGGUAUGAUCCCGCCGAGCCCACCGUCUAACGAGGCGUCGAAAGGCGGAAGUCAAGAUGGCGGCCACGGCGACGACACGUCGAACGCGGGAACUCUGAACGCGGAUGACGACGAGGAACCCGGCCGCUCUGAGGACAUACGCUUCCAGGUAACCGUCGAGGAGGGAGAAGGAGAGGAGGAUGAGGACGAUGAGGAAGAGGAGGAGGCGGAAGGAGAAGAGGGGGAAUCGGGAGCGGGAGGAAUGUGACGGAGACUUGUGGAAAUCUGCAGAAAACUACGCAAAAAGGUUUGGUUCUGGUGGGGAGGGGGACCAGUUCAUAAAUAACUGCCCACCACCCCUCUCUCACCCUCACCAAACUACCACAAGACUGCUAAAUCAACAAGAAGAAGCCGCAAAAACCCGGGAAGACGACAAUAUCAUAGAAGAAGAUCAUUCUAGAAUAUUCUAGUACUAAAUGAAUGAAUAUUCUAGAAAAACAACAAGAAAGGUAAGGAGAACCCUAUCGACGUUCACAAAAAAGUAAUCUAGAAUAAAACAAACAUUUAGACUAAUCGAUUAUGGGGGUAAUCUAAAUAAUACAAUAUUAUAUCAGAAAAUCGUAAAAAUGUCGAAAAAUAAUAUCCCCCCUACUGUCCCCCCGUAAGUAAAACCAAACCUUGUAUGAUAGAUAAUAAAUAAUAACAUGUGUAGUUAGACUGUAAAAAUUUGUUCUGUUCUCUCGCAAUAUACAUGUGUAUGUAUUUGAAAUGUUUUCUAUAACUGGGGUAUUAUAAUUGUAGUAGAGAUGCUGUAAUAUUGGUUCAAUUACGAGGUUGUUUCCAGUGAAGUCCCAUGGUUAAUGGAAUAUCAAUUCUGAUGUAAAACACAUUUUUAUUUCUGUAAAAAAUGUUACUCCUUGUAGAAAUUAAUAAUGUUGUGGAACUCUCAUUAAGAAAAUAAAAUCUACUAAUAAUGUUUCUUUAUUUUCUAGAAAAAAAUAUAUUAAAUUAAAACUUAAAUUUAUUUUGAACAAUGAAAUAAACUCAAGUUUCUCAAUUUUGUAAAACUUGCAUUAAUUUCUCCACUAUUAAUCGACAUUUAUUUAUUCAUGUAUUCGUAGAUACAAUCACAAAUCAUAUAAAUAUGAUUUAGGAAGUAACAUAUAAAUAUGAUUAGGAAGGAACAACAGGCUUGCCAACUACAAUCGGAGUGUAAAGUCAGUAAAUGUAUCGUAAUGUGAUUUUAACAAUUAUAGUUUCAAAAUGGUGAAUAUCAGAAACUAGAAGCAAGACAGGAUUAUAAAUGAGAUGUUUCAUUUAAUGUGGAGAAGUAAUUAAUGUAGUGAUAUUUUUGGACCUGGCUGGAACAGGUCUGAUACAUUGUGAAGUAAAAUCACUUCAUUUGGACGGGCUACUUUAUUAAAUUAAUAAAAACAAUAUAAAACAUAAAGUACCCUUUUAUUAAAAACAUUUCAAACCUGUUUUAAAGUUUGAAAUGUUUAAAUAAAAGGUUAAUUCAUGUUUUUAUUAAUUGUAAAGUAGAUAUUGUAAAGUAUUGAGAUUGCUUCAUAUUUUUUUUCCAUUUGGUAUGUCUGAUGAUAUUGAUUAUUUCUUUCGUUAAAAAGGGGUUCCACAGUAUCAAUAAUAUCAUAGAAUCAUGGAUCCCAAUACCUACAUUGGGACAUGAUAUUAUAACCAUGAUAAUAAUGUUCAAUACAUUCAAGUGCACCAUCUGGAACCCUAGGAUUUUUUUAGAGAAUGCCGUACUUGGAAAGUAACGGAUAGUAACCGUUAUUUUUAUAAUGUAAAAAGUUACAAAUUAUAACUGUUCGUCUUCGGAUGACUACCGGUAUAUUGUGCACUCAAAGAUUUUCCAGUUUCAAUGUUAUACCGAAAUGUUAAUUGUGAAUUACCACAAUACUAUUUUUAAUGAAUAGCUUGAUACCCUUUGGUUCUCUUUUAGCCCUAAAAAUUCAUCAUAAAUAUUCUACAAUUAUGUGCCGGUUGCACAAAAGCCGGUUAAAUUGUAAUCGUGAUUAAUUCCACGAGAAUCAAUCAGAGAAGUCGUCUUAUCAAAAAGGUCUUCUCUGAUUGGUUCUCGUGGAAUUAAUCACGGUUAAAAUUCAACCGGCCUUUGUGCAACCGGGCCUAUGAAUCCCAUUACACUAAUUACCGGUAGUACAUCACAAAUUUGUGGUAAAAAUAGUCAAGGAUUUUUGGAAAACCGAAUCCUUAUAAAAUACCGUAACUCUUGAGUUUUAAUGAAGACGUUUUUGUUAGCUUAGGGAGCUUCACUGGAAAUAUUCUUUUUUCGACUUUGUUUCAAAUUUUGAAAGUUUCUGUUUUGUUCAUAGUUAUAUUUAAAACCCGGUGCAGCAUGAAUGUGUCUAAUUCUAUUUUAAACGCUUUAAAUUGUACUAGAUAUUAUGGUAGUUAUGUUUUUCUAGAUUCUAAAUUUUCAAUGUCGAUAUAACUCUGCUUGAUGUGGGUUCAAUUACUCUAGUGAUGUCAAUUGAGAGAAAAAAUGUUUUUGAGAGAUAACAUUGGGUUUUAACUUUAUUUUGACAUAACUUUUUUGGAAAUGAUGUUUCCAAAUAGUUGAUGUUUUUUCAUUCUUGUAAAUCUUCAUCAUAUCCAAAUUUGACGAGAUUUCUUUAGAGUCAAUUUUAGAAGACAAGUUAACAUACUUAGCGCAAAGUCUGAAGUGAAAUAAUUAAAGAUAGAAUUUAUUAGCCAGCAAAAAUGGUUUUAAUAUGUGGUUGAUCAAAAUUCGCUUUGUAUAAAAUAUUACCCUUUCUACUAUGGAAUUAAAAGCGAUUGCAUAUAAACUGGGAAAAAAUUCAAAAAGGUAAUUUUUGCCAGAAUGUGUUGUGGGGAAAUGAGAAUGAAGAUUAAUUCAAGAGAUGAAUACUUUUUAUUGGAAGAGAGUAGCAUGUCUCCUAUCAAGUACAAAAUAAUAAAUCUUAUUAUUAUAUUUUUGGAGAACUCAAUUCAAAUCACAAUUGGCUGAGCAAAUAAAUAUCCAUUAUUAAUGAAUCUCUAGUUUUGACUCCAAAAAAAGAGUUACCAAUUUUAUAAUAAUCAUGAAAUACUUGAGAUUUUCCAAUUAUGCUACCUACUUAAAAUCCAUUUUUUAAAGGAAGAUGUCCCAAAAAAUUUCAACCAUACAGAAGUUAAAUUUCUUCCUCCAAUGUAGUAAACUUCAAUUAGAGUCUGUGAUAAAUAUAUAAUAUAUUAAACAAAAUUUAAAUUUCCUUUUCGAUCCCUCCACACCACUCAUCCAUCUAUUAAAGUUGUAAUGUUAUAAAUAAUGUGUGAUGUGAAUUUUAAAAAUAAUAGUCGGUUAUCAUAUUAUAUCAUUAUAUUUAUGAUCGUCCAAAUUAAUUCGUAAAAUAUAUGUGUGUCUUUAAACUUGAUAUUCUCAUAUAAGGAUACUAACUUAUAUAUACUCUCUUUUUUUAAUAUUUUAAGCUUGGUAAAUAAUAAUCAUUUCCCAAGUUUUGUAAAUUGGAAGAACACCAUCAUAAUAUUAAUAAUAGCUUAAAUAAUUUAAUUUGUACAAUGAUUAUGAAUUAUCAGAAAGUUAAGAAUCAUAAAGCUUGUGCCAUAUCUCAGUGAUCUUUUUGGAUUCUUGUCAAUCUACUCCUUAAAAUAAUUUAUGCUUGAGGGCUUUCACCUCACAUAAAUUAAUUUGAACUUCUUUUGCGAGUAUAAUAUAAUAUAGCAACAUUAUAAUAUUAUUGUAUAAUGUAGCAACAGUUCAGCAGCUACAAGUUGGUAGCUUUUAACAUGCUUCCCGUAUAACAACUAAUGACCUAUUGGCUAUCUUAUGUUGUCUGAAGUUUAGGAACUUCAGUUCAGGCUUGAGAUGGAAAUAUUAUAAUAAUCAUUAUCAGAAUUCAAUGUAUUGUUUACUUGAUGUGGAAAAUAAAUUCUAAUAGAAAUUUUAAAAUUUACUUAUUAAAACACUCGACAGUUUUCCAAUUCUUGAUAAUACUGUGAGAAUUCAAUUUUUAUACGAAUAUUCAUUUUCACAUUAAAAUCCAUCCAUCUUUACUUUCUUAUUCCUUUCAAAUAAUCAUUCCUAAUUAAAUAUUCUUACUGGUACCCGCAUUAAUAAUCAAAUCAUGUGAGCCAAGUCAUGUUUAAAACUAUCAUAACAGCAUUUCGCUUUGCAUUUGAAGUUUCAUCAUCAAAUAUAGCCUGCUUACAAUUCGAUAUUAUUAAUUUAAAACUAGGUUAGGUGAUAUUUGUAUAAUCCAGCGGUUGGAUAGCGUAAACAGCAAUAAUGAAAAAUAUGUACUCAGCUCUUUGAAUAGCCCCACCUUUUUCUUAGUAUAUUAAAGGAAUGAGCCCCCUUUUCGUCAACCAUAUCCAAGUUUCUUGUGCAAAAUAUCUAAAACCCAUACUAACACUGUGUAUCUCAACUAUUUUCUAUUGUUUAAAACAUUUAACAGAUAAUUACCGUACUCUCUUAUAUCAAUGUAUAGCUUAAAUAUUAUUCCUCUCGAUUAACGACCAGUCUUGCAAACUUAAUCAGGGUUUGAUCUCCAAAAACAGUAAUUGAUCCGAGAUUAUUCUUGAUUGACGAUUGUGCAAACGGUUGUAUAUAUUAUGACUUCUGUAUGGUUGUCUGUUGAAAGUAUGUUCACCUUCAUCAACAAUUAGUACGGUAAGGUAAACUCUUUAAAAAAUAUCAUCUUAUUUCAUUUUUUGAAACUGACGAAAUCUUGAUGUGUUUCCCUCUAAAACAACACUGAUUACAGGUCCGUUUUUUUAUAAAUUCAUUUGAAUUAUUAUCGAAAUUGUGUACUUGGUUUUGGAACACUCUGUAUAUGAUUUGUUCCCGUAUUAAUAUAAUGAAUUAGGAAGUUUCAGGAAAUUUCCAGCGCUAAGUAUGUUGAUAAGGUAGUAGAGUUAAUUUCCAUAGCCCAUAAUUUUCUCACUAGUGAGCUUCUUAUAAAUAUAUAAAUAUUUACACUUGUAUAACUACUACAUAAUACAAUACUGUAUGUAUAGAACAUCAACCAAAGAGCUAUGUAUUUUUUCUCAAUAUGUACGCCCGAACUAUAUUUAGAAUGGUGAGUUGUAUCUUUUUAGUGUCAGACCUAAAGCGUGUGUCCCUACAAUAUGUGUAAUUACUAUACAGUCUGAAACUACUAUUUACUAUUGUAUACCUUAUUUGUGAGCGAAUUUCGAAAAGUCUGACCAUUAAGGUUUGGUUUUGUAAAAAAGUUUUGAACUUUUUUUGAGACACGUUGAUGAUUUGCUAUAACUGUGACUGAAGAAAGUAGUUGUAUAUCUUCUCCUUCCAAGUAAGUUAUUGUGAGUCUCUACUAUUACACCCUCUUUAAAGCAUCAUUUUACCAAAGAACCAGGGUUUCUCAAAUUGAUAUAAUAGUCUACCAUGGAAAUACAUUUGUUUUAACUACAGUUAUUGGCAUACAUAAUCCAAUAUUUUAAUGAGUUUUGAUGUUAACUCUUCUUGAAUAAUUUCACCGAGCAAGCUCAUAAAAAGCCUAUCAAAAACUAUAAUAAUUUUCCAUUCUGAUUAAUCCAACUAAUCAUCCAAUGUGGAUGAAAUAUUGAAAUCUGUGUUACUUUUUGCUGGGUUCACCUUCAAUAAACUAAACAUGUUACUCUAAGACUUCUCCAUUUAUUAUUUUUGAAAGAAUUUGAAAAAGUUUUUGAAAAAUUCAACUUCAAACCUCUCUAUUAUUGAAAUCAAUUCGAUGAUAUCAAUUUAAAUUACUCCAACGUACAUCAUAUUCGCAUAUAAUAUGAUGUUUCAUAUCUUGAGGUAAGUACCGGACUGUACUUUCAAAAUGUGCGAUAUUCAAUAUGUUUUUCAGUUGAAUCAUGUUGUGGAAUACUGUACCUACUUUGCUAAAUUCUGUUGAUUUUUUUUUUUGUUAAAAAUCAGUACAUACCCUCCAUUGAUGGUAAGACCCCUAUGGGUAGUUCUAUCUACAAAUUACGCCAUGUUGAAAGCUACAAAAGAUCUAGUUUACAAAUUUAUGUAAUUAUUAGAACAGAAUUGUUGUUGAUAAUAUUGAGAAUUAUGUCGUUCUCUUCAGAGAGUCUGUUUAGAAUUUAACAAUUAUCAAUCUGUCUAUCUUAACUUACUAUUCCAAAACAUGUCAACAAUUUAAUACAAUCUGGAUUAAGUUCAUUUGAAUUUAUUCCAAAUAAACCAAGUAUUACAGAAUAUUCAUUGAGAAUAUCAACUUCUUUUCUUGAGAUCUUGUGAAAAAUGUACAGUAUUUCAUUAAAACGUCAUUUUUAUUUCAUUUGAAUCCCUGAAACGUAUAUUUUUGGAAAAGUCAGUAAAAAGUAAAUUAAUGUGGCUUUUAUUGGUGAGGAUUCCCUUGCGAGAAGGUCCCACCUUAGAAAAGUCAAUGUUAUUACAAAAGUGAAAAUAAUAAUGAAUAGAGUUUGUUUACUGCUUUGUGUGGCUACAGGAUAGAAUUAACUUAUAAACUAGAUUUUUAUUUAUGUUUUAUACUUCUUGUAGUUGACAGUCUAUUAUUAUCCACUCGAUGUGUAGCGGUUUUGUAGAUAGUGAUAAAACAUGUUAGUAAGAAACAAAAGAAUGUUUCUGGAUAAAACCAUAGAUAUACUGUACCGUAAAAUAGAAGGCAAUUUAAUGUCCUGUGUCUAAAGUGUUGUAAAGUCUUUCUGUUUUCGAAAGUCUAUGUAAUGUGUUUUUGAUGUUGUGUUGUGAGGGUGGGAGAGAAAGAAAUGUUCAGAUUGUUUUAUGUUUGCAUGUUGGAUGGAAGAGGUACUAGGAAUUUAUAUUGGUUUAAGCUAAGAUAGUAUUGCAAAUUUAUUUGUGCCAUCAGUUUGAAUAGAAAAUAAUGAAGAGUUAUGUGUGGGAUAUGUAAGGAAACUGAAAAAAACUGACGCAUGUUUGUGUCAUUAGAAGGAUUUGAAAAAAACUGUCACAAAUAAUAUAAAAAUCAUAUAUUAUCAUAAUUAUUUUAAAGUAUGACAUUAUGGGCCAAUAAGGGAAGUUGUGUGAAAUAUCCAAGUGUUCGUAAAUAGAAAACUAAGAGAGGAUUAACAAGUCUAUAAUAAAAAAAAAUUCAAAACCAUAAGCCGGUACUCUCAUAAUAAUAAUAUUGUGUGAUUCUUCAAUAGAAAAAUGCUCUGAUAAUGUUAUUAUUCAACACUAUUUUAUGGUAAAUGAUGCAAGAAUGUUAAAUUCGAGGAUGGAUGUUAAUGGAAAAAUCAAGGAAAGGACAUACUUGAGAAUAAAUUUCAAUAAAAAAUAUUUCGUACAGAAAAUAUUAAAGUCAAUUUGAAGCUUGAAAUUCAUAAAACUAUCGCUAGAAAUCUUUUUUUUCUCUAGCAUCGUAAAGAAAUUGGCAGAUCCAAUGAAAAACAAGUCAUACAGACUCUUCUUCGCACUCAAGUAAUGCUUGUGAUUGAAUGUACAUGUUGGGAUUAACAAUUUUUUCAAAAUCUAAACCCGUUCACACUUCAACGCUGAAAUUUGUAGUCUCUUUGUAUCUCCCAAUCGUAGCCUACUACCGUGUCAACUGUUCACUAAUUAAACUGAAAUCUAUCACAAUUAACUUCUAGUUGAGAUGAGUUUUAAUCUACGAUCACUGGUUGGAGGAAUUCUCAUAACGUAAAAAUAAUAAUACAGUGAUAAUUAUUGAUGUCACUUGGUUUUUUCAAAUUAUGAUGAGAAAUAUUACAGUGUUUAUGUAAUAUUGCAGUUAAUCGAAGAUCAAACUCCAAUAUAUCUCCAAUUUGGAGAUCAACUCCAAAACCCUAAUUAGCGUUUAAGUUAGCAUCUAUUAAAAGCUCCUGACCAUUCAAUCAGUACCUAUUGUGCAUAUUUUUGUUUAUAUUUUGUUGGAAUUCAGAAUAACUUUCCCAUCUUUCUAACCUUUGCUAAUUGAAAUGUAAUAAGUAAUAAUUUAACUUGAAGCCCGCUUGACACAUAUAAUUAUUCUGGAGUAUUCAAAUUUGAAAAUUAAUGUCCAACAGAGGAAUGAAAUUAAAAUAUCCUCAUUUUACUAUCUUCUAUCUUCCUAUUCAAUGUGUUGGCUAUCUUGCACUUUGUCCUUGAUGAAAUAAAUAUUUCCGUCGCCAUAAAAAAUCUCAAUGAACAGCAAACCACGAUUGUAAUACUUUAGUGAGAGUCCUACUGUAGAAAAACAAUAUCAACAAUCCUACUAACCCCGUGCUGUACAUCUAAGUACUGAGACUGACUGACAAAACCAUAGACAAUGAUGUUCUUGGUGAAUGAAUUGCGGUUUCACUUACCAACAAUUAUUGCAGAAACAAACUUCUCGAUCCUAUUUAAUCUUUAAACGUAGUGUUAAUGAAUGUUGAAGGUUUUGUUCAGUGUUAUUUAUUUUGAUAAAUGAGACUCCAGUUAGAUAUCUAUUAUUUCUUUCAUACCGAAAUACAGUUUUGUAAUUUGCAGGAAUAUGUGACCAUAAAUUACAUGAAAGUCUGUGAUAAUACAUUAUAGAAAUGAUAAAUAUGAGGCAAGCUAUAUACAGUACCUACUUUAUGAGGUAUAUAAGAGGAAAUUGUAUGACUUCGUUUAUUUAUUUAUCCAUUUAUUGACACAUUGAAUUAACUUACGGAUCUAAUUUCCUCGUAGUAUUGAAUUGUAUUAUGUUUCUUUGUAUACCAAACUAUUUCAAUUUAAAACUGGUUCUACAGCGUCUCUUCCUUUAUUUGAAAACAUGCCGUCUCCUUAUUCAAUACUCUAUCUUGAAAUAUAAUUCAAGUACCGUAGUAAAUUUAAGUUUUGUCAAUAAGCCACUGGCUUAAAGCUAGCCGCAAACCGCGUGCAAGUUGAGCCAAUAUCUAAACUAAAUAAUAUUGAAAUUCUGACCUCAUCUUGGACUUCGUCACCUAUAAAUUUGGAAGAAAAUAGCACGAGGACUACCUUAUUAUUUUAUCUGACAAUGUUAUUACAUUAGUAUUAUUUGCAUUGUAAAUAAAUAAAUAUUACGAUCUCAAUAGGUGUCAUGAGUUUUAAAAAAUCUUUCCUUUUUUGUGAAUGGAAUUAAAAUACCUUUUAUUAGGUGGAAGAUGAUGCCCAUAAUACAUAAGCUUUAUGCAGGCUUGCUCGUGGGUAAUGGGAAGGUGAGACGAGUGUAGGCCUAUAUGUAAAAGUACGAUCUAUCAUUACAGAUAUUCAUGUAAAUAUUGUCACAUAUCCGAUAGGCAUGCAGUGAUAGUUAUAAUUUUAAUUUAUUUAAAUGUAGAGAGUUUAAUGACUUUAAAGCGGCAUGCUGGACAUAUCGCAAUGUUACCAAAGGCUAAAAAAAUGCAGGACAUUUUUUUGUAUUUUUUAUAAUAAUAAUAGUGUAAUAAUAAUUAUUGUAUUUAUAUGAAUACCACCACCGCCUUACAAUUACAUCACUUAUUUCGGUAUGAAGUAAUAUAUAGAUUAAUGUUGAUUUAUUUCUAGUUACAUUCAGAGAUGAAAUAAAUUUGUAUUGAUAUCAACUGUUGUGUAGAAAUUCAAAAACAUAAAAGCGAAAAUAUUAAGGAGAAGGAAACAAGUAGAUGAGGAUUAAAGUAGGUACAGAAAUGAGUGGAUCCAAAAAAUAUAUAAUUAAAAGUAGCAGCGAAGUUCAUCAAGAUCUGUUGCUAUUCUAAAUUGAAUAUCAAAUUUAAGAGAAUUAGAAAAAACUACUUUUAAUUGUUAAGGAGAUUGAACAAAGAAGAAAAUCGUAGGUAUAACACGGAAUGACAAAGAAAAUAUGAAAACAACAAAAAUAUGAAAGAGAAUGAAAUAAUAUUGGAGACCAAUAAUAAAAAUUAUGUGACCUCAUAAAUACGGUAUGUUAUUUUUGUUGAAAAUUCGAUACAAUAAUAUUAUUAUUCGACACUGUUAUCAAAGAGAAUGUUCAUUAAUGGAUAUAUUUCCUAAUAAUAGAAGGAUACAAUGUUUUAUUUCAAUAUGAUUUUUAUAAGUGUCGGUGAUGAAAAGCCUCAACUUUAACUAAAAAAUACAAUAAUUAAAAUAAAAAACUCAACAAAACUGACUGGUAUGUCCCAUUUCGCAAUGUUUUGAUCACUGAACAAACCUGAAUGUGUAUUAUUAUAAUUGUUCUUUUCCCUUUCUAGUUCCCUUGACGUUUGAAUCUUUCAAUAUUAUUAAUCAAAAAUCAAACCUAAAGGUAACAGUUGUAGGUAAAGUUUUAAUGAUAAUGAAAAAGUUAUUAUAUUAUUAAUAUGAAUGAAGCAUACGCUGGACGUUGCAUGUUGAAAUUUAUAAUUAAUAAAAUAAGAUUUUAAUUUAGUAUUUUGUUUACGAUUGAUAUUUCUAUUGUAGUUAAUUUGCUUUGUUUUAACUAAAGUUAAAAGUAAGGUAUUCUGAUUGUAAUAUUACUAUAUAGCGAUUGUUAGUGUAAGGAUAAUAAUAUAUAUAUGUUAUUGUAACAUUUAUUGAUUCUCUUUGUUUGCAAUAUUCUAUUGAAGAUAAUAAUAAUAAUUAUAUUAUUAGCAGUUUGUUAUGAAUUGUUUGAUGCUAUUGUUGAGGAUAUUAACCUUCGUGAGAAUUUAUUUAAUAUUUUAUUGUUGUUAUUAUACUGUACCCCGAAACAGAGGAGCAUUGGAUGGUUUAUGUAUUUGGCAACAGUAUUCAAUGAUUAGGCUCAUUUUGUUAGUUCUAUAUUAUAUAAAUUAAUAAAAAGUCAAUACAUUAGGUAUAUCAUAGUGUUGUGUUAUUUUUUUAGUUGCUUAGUUAAGCUUAUCAAAGAAGGUAACAAGAUGAGUGGAACGAGUUCAAUGAGAAGAAAUUAAUAAAUAAUAUAAAAAAUAAAAUAAUUGCCAUUAACCAUCAGUGUGUUUUACUUUUGAGUGUAUAGAUUAAUAAUAAAGAAUUCAUGUUAUUUAUUGUUUGUGGAAAACAAACUUUUUUCCUACUAACUCUUUAUAAUGUGUAAACAAUAUGCCUUCUUGGAACACUUUUUCAGUGUGAAUAAAAAAUAAAUCUAUUUAUUAAUUAA